AUGUUCACUGUAAAGAGUGCCAAAGAGCAACUUCUUUCCCAAGGCGAAUCGUCAACUAUGGCGAGCCCUGAUCAGUCAUUUUCUGAUUUAGAAGUUAUAGAUCAGCGUUAUUUUACUUCCUCGACAUGUGCUUUAAAUGUACCUCCGCCUUUACCAAACGAAC
Molecule: messenger RNA, 163 nt
Organism: Racocetra fulgida
Lineage: Eukaryota; Fungi; Glomeromycota; Glomeromycetes; Diversisporales; Gigasporaceae
Source: the annotation of a GenBank genome assembly